This is a messenger RNA of Lolium perenne, 650 nucleotides long. Lineage: Eukaryota; Viridiplantae; Streptophyta; Magnoliopsida; Poales; Poaceae. The record is from RefSeq and is a predicted model, not a curated record.
CACAGAUAGAGUUACCGAGCUGCACAACCACACGCCCAGCAGUAUGGCUUCGAGAAAAACCAGUAUCUUCCUCCUCGGGCUGCUUCUCUCAUGUGUUGCCAUGAGUGGCGCUGUGCGGACCUUGCAGGAGGAGGCCGUUCCGUCCAAGGACGAUGAGCACAAGCCCGAGCUGCCACUGCUUCCCGAGGUCGAGCUGCCGCCAUUCCCGGAGGUUCUUCUGCCACCAAAGCCCGAGCUGCCCAAGGUAGAGCUGCCCUCGUUCCCCGAGGUGCACCUGCCACCCAAGCCAGAGCUACCAACAUUCCCAGAGGUGCACCUUCCAGCCAAGCCGGAGUUUCCAAAGGUGGAGCUGCCACCGAAGCCGGAGAUGCCAGCCAUUCCGGAGUUCCACUUCCCAGAGCCGGAGGCCAAGCCAUGAUGAUUGACUGACUGUCUUCACUUGUGUCCUUUCCUUUCCCCACUUUUGUACAUUUGUAUCCGGUUCUUGUGUUGCGCUUUUGUGUGAUUGUUGGUCCGGGUUUUCCGCGAGUCUUGUGCGCGAUGCGUGAUCGGUGAAUCAUUUAUCAGUAUAUCGCCUACUUACAUGUCACUAGUAAGCUUGUCUCAUACCGUGUCAUAAAAAAAUUGUGAAUCCUAUUUCUUUUUUAGCU